UGUGAGUCAGGCAGCCCAUCGGCAUUUUACAUUUCCCUGGGAAUUCCGUUGUUGAGAAACCCUAGGAGAGUAUCACAAAGCAUGAAAUAAUGGCUAUAAAUUUAGAGAAGCACAAGGAAGCCCUCGUCGCUGCGUGGAAGGAUGUUCUGGACGAGAAAACUGAUACGAAUUGGGCUCUAUUUGGCUAUGAUGGACUCACGAACGAUCUUAAAUACAUAAGCAAAGGUGAUGGAGGCCUAACAGAGUUAAUAGACGACUUUAACAGUGGCAAGAUACAAUAUGCCUUUCUAAAAGUUGAUGUCCCAAAUGGUAGCAUAUCGAAAUAUGUGCUUAUCAACUGGCAGGGUGAAGGUGCUCAAACCGUCCGCAAAGGCACAUGCGCGAAUCACAUAAAGCAUGUCGCGCAGUUGUUUACUGGCUUCCAUCUGACAAUGCACGCUCGGACCGAGGACGAUCUUGACGAGAAGAACAUCAUGGAUCAGUUGGCGAAGACUGGCUCCGCGUUCAACUUCAAGACGAGCAGGUCCGAGGAGUUGCCAAAGAGCGGGCCUGUAGGCACUACUUAUAGGAAGGUUAAUCCAGUUCAGGAAAUCAACUCAAAAGAAAGAGACCAGUUUUGGUUGAAAGAAGAACAAGAAGAGAAGAAAAGAGUGGAAGCUGAAAGGAAGCGAAGGGAGGAGGAGAAGAAGAAGGCAGAAGAAAACCUGAGAAAAAGAGACGAGCUCGAGGCGGCAAAGAGAGCGAACGCUGAACAGCAGAAAACUCCAAGUCCGGAAGGGGGGGUGAGCACAAGCGAAGCCCUGCGACGUCAACGCUCCACUGAGGCGCGGCAACUCAUCGGGGGCUCCACGGCCGCCGCCAGAGCCCUGUUUCAACAGAACCUGGCACAGGGACAGAUUACUAACAGAUCAAACUCCAUACCAGAGAAACCAGUACGCAGUUCGGUUAUAGCGCAAAGGAUAAACACGUUCUCGCAGAACACGUCGCAACCGUCCUCGCCUAGUCACAUCAAAUCGCCCGUUACCCCUACACAAAUCGCUGCCCCCACUACCCCUGACUCUACCCCUAACGAGCCAGCCGGCCAGUCAACACUCUCAGAAGAACAAACGCAACAGCCCAAAACAAGUCCUCUAAAGAAUAUAGAUAAAAUAAAAAUGAGCCUCGAAAGACCCUCGCAGAUACAGUACGACCCGAUCAUAGACCCAGCUGAUUUAAGUCCCAGCACCGAAACCGAACCGACGGCGUUCGCGCCUGUGUACCACGAAAACUAUCGGGAUCUGGACCUAAAGCAAAGCGAGCCAAUGAUAAAACAGAAUAUUCUGGAAAACGAUAUGUUCGACGCUUCGUAUUCGAGCUCGAACGAGAACGACGACGAUGACAGCGAUAAUAAGUUCAGUACGAUCAAACGUUCUCCGUACAGCAAGAACACGGAUGAGAGAGAGCUUAGCAGACAGAAUACUGUCAUCGAAAACGUUAACUUUAAGAAAGAGAACGGCACUACAACACUCGAUGAUGUUUCACCAGAGAGUAUGGAUGAAGAGGGCACGAUAUAUGAGGAUCUGGAUGAUGACCCGGGCCUCACUGCGAGAGCGUUGUACGAUUAUCAAGCCGCGGACGAAUCCGAGAUAACGUUCGACCCGGGCGACAUCAUUACACACAUCGAGCAAAUAGACGCGGGCUGGUGGCAAGGGCUCGGACCUCACGGUGUUUUCGGACUCUUUCCCGCAAACUACGUCGAGCUACUACCGUGCCAUCCGCGCUAAUACACAUCCCUCAUCAUUUCAGCGUUAAAACUGCGUGAUAUUUAUCAUAAGGACGGUAGACAUCGGGUGCAUUCGCUUCGCUAGCUUCGUUUAGCGGCAUUUUGUAACGCAGUGUCAUUCAAUUGCGAAUCAAACUGCGAGUGGCAAGUGUAAGAUUUUCUAGUCACGUUCAUCGAUCGCGUGAAAUUUAACUAAGAUUUGUAUGGAAUCGAAGGAGCGCCAUCUAUUAUAAAACUGGGAAACCUUGUUGUCUAAGCACGGUUAUCCAGUUUUGUAAAUAAGUAAACGUUAGAAAUUUACACGAUUACCAGUCAACAUUGUUUGCGUUGCGCUCGCGCAUUCUUUCGAACUUAUCUAACGAAUGUUCGCAUAAAUAAAGUUGCCGAGUACCGUCCUUUAGUUAAAUGUGCACGGUGACUUAGGGUCUCCCAGUAUCUAACAACGCGGAAUUGGUUAAAACCGGUCUAAUAAAGCUUUAUGUAUGUAUAUUAACGGUAAGGUAUAAGACGAGUCAGGCGCGCGACUUUGUUUUCACUAUAACUAAAAUAAUCUUACAUAAAGCUUUGUCAAAUGGGCUCUUAAGCCGAUAGAGAUCACAGAGACUUAGCAGCAUUCUUAGCCGCUAAGUCUUAACUUUCCAUCUACUAACAUAAAAUUAAACACUAAAGUACACCCGCAAUAAUUAAGAAAUACCCUAUGUCGAGUGCGCGUAUCAAUCACAGUUUUAGUCAUGCACCGUAGCGAAAAACAUAGGUACUUAAUUCAUUAUUUUUGUUUGAAAACUGCUAUUAAAUUAUUUAAUUUUUUAUUAGUAGUAAAUUAAAGAAGUUUCCGAUGUAAGGACAUAAAAAGUCACCGAGUAUAAAUAGUUGAACUCGCGGGAAAUUUUCAUCGGCUAGGUCGGAUGAAACGUGAACAAGUUCAUGAAUAGGGACGCUGUAUUGGUUUCAAAUUCGUCGAUCAUACUAGAACAACUAGUUGAACCAGGCGAGAUAUGUUGUAUGCACGUUAUGACUGCAGAGAACCAAGUUGAUGGCGUAAAACGAACUUUGAAAUUAUUGCUCAUACAAAGUGGAGUCGAGAUGUUCCAAAACUAUUGGAAAAGUCUUAAAUGAUAAAUGACAGUCAUUUAAAGCACACUGAAUGUUUUACGGUCGGUUUCAAAGUAGUUCAAAAUGUUAAAGUUAUCGAUGAAUGUGUGACCUUGAAAAUAAUUUCAGAAAUACAUUUCAAAAGCCAUCAGCCAUUAAAUCAUAAAUAGAGGAAAUUAGAACGCCAUUGUUGGUGUGGUAUGAGUCAAAAUGUGACCUUGAAAGUAGUUCAAGUUCACUUUAGGAUAACAAAUACGAUUUGAAAAUGAUAUUUGUCGUUGCAUUUUAUUAAAUCUUGAAAAUGAUAUUAGAACUUGAGUAUUUAUUGGCUUUUUUUUUUAAUGCAGCUUCGAUCAAUAACAUACUAGAUAUAACAUAUAGGUUUUCCGCGCUGUCCAUUGGUAACCUAUAUUCGUUGCGAGAUGGUGAUGGAUUUGCCAAAAAUCAAUGCUGCUUUGGGGAACUGCUGGCUUAAUGUUUGGACACUUCCUUUUAGAUUUUAUAUGGAAUAUCUAGUAAAUUUUACAUCGAAGGAAUGCUAAGAUAUUAAUUAUAUGAACUAACACAAUUUUUGAUCUCUGCUUUUCGCUUAGUACAUUAUUCAUUCCUGGGGUAGGUACUAAUUAUUUUGAAUUGAAAUAUUAAAUGUACCGAACAGUUCUUGUUCUUAAUAACAUAUUAUGUAGUAUGUGAAAAGUUGCUUUUCUGUUAUGCGAAAUAUAGUUACUCUAUAUGCAUUUAUAUUGCUUAUUAACUUUUACACUUUAAUUUAUU
Pararge aegeria (speckled wood butterfly) is the source of this 3628-nucleotide messenger RNA. It is a transcript of the gene Abp1, whose product is annotated as drebrin-like protein B. Gene Ontology annotation, molecular function: actin filament binding. Gene Ontology annotation, biological process: neuron projection morphogenesis; positive regulation of axon extension; regulation of actin filament polymerization. The coding region runs from base 90 to 1763 and encodes 557 amino acids. Gene Ontology annotation, cellular component: postsynaptic membrane; site of polarized growth; dendrite. Lineage: Eukaryota; Metazoa; Arthropoda; Insecta; Lepidoptera; Nymphalidae. The transcript has 9 exons. The record is from RefSeq and is a predicted model, not a curated record.